Messenger RNA from Arachis ipaensis, 1179 nucleotides. The record is from RefSeq and is a predicted model, not a curated record. Lineage: Eukaryota; Viridiplantae; Streptophyta; Magnoliopsida; Fabales; Fabaceae.
AGGCGCGUUUUCUUAAAACCCCCAUCAAACAGAAGCGAAAUCUCGAAGACAGCGAGUUUCUCUUAUUAUUUUCCUUUUUCUUUUUCAUUUUCUCGCUACAGUCAGCGAAAACAAACAACAAACAGUUGGAACACGCAACACAUCACAACGACGCCAGACUUCUUUUUGAAUUCUGACUCAAAAUAAACGACAAAUCUGAGUAUGUUUCAGGAGACCACCGCCGUGGCCACUCGGUGGGGGACUGAGGCGGUGGAGGUGCGGAUGAAUCACUGGACUAGGGAGCAGGAUAAGGUCUUCGAGAGAGCCUUGCUUUUCGUGCCGGAGGACUUACCGGACCGCUGGGAUAAGAUCGCCGAGCAGGUUCCCGGCAAGUCAGCCGUCGAAGUCAGGGACCGCUACGAGGCUUUGGUCCGCGACGUCUACGAAAUCGACUCGGGCCGAGUCGAGGUGCCGAGGUACUCGGAUGACUCGGCGGGUAGUGGCGGCGGUGGUGGAGGGUUGUACAGAUUCUUCUCUAAUUAUUAUUUUGUAUUAUCUUAUUAUUUAUUUAUUGUUGUGUUUGUGAUUAGGUUGUUUUUGAUUGGGCUAAAAAAAUUUGGAAAGGGAGAUUGGAGAAGCAUUUCAAGGAAUGUGGUUGUUACAAGAACACCUACUCAAGUAGCUAGCCAUGCCCAAAAGUACUUUCUAUGCCAGAAUUCGGGGAAGAAAGAGAGGAAGAGAUCAAGCAUCCAUGAUAUAACCACGGUGGAUAGCAACUCUGUGCCUGUGCCUGUUGAUCAGAAUUGGGUUGCUCCUCCACAGCAAGAGAUGCAGCAACACCAACAGCACCAGCACUUUAAUCCGCACAAUCAUGUGGGUGCUGGUGGGUUUGGGUAUUCAAACUACGGUGGCUUUUGAAUAUAGCUUUAGUUAGAAGCUGCUUGUUUUGUAUAUAGUUUUAGGUUUUCAUUCAUAACUUCUUAUUUGUAAAGGUUAUCGUUCAGUGUCAUAUUAGGAUAGUAUUAUUGCUAAUUGUGUUUAUAUAUUAGUUUAGAUUCCGUUUAAAUUCCUUUGUGAAUCCGAAGAUAUAGUAAGGGGUUAGUUAAAACUAAUAGACACUUAUUGAAAAUUCUUUCUUUGAUUGUUUUUGUCCAAUUAACUUAUUGCUGUAUAAUCUCCGAUCCAGGCAUUCAUGAUUCA